GUUCGGAUUUCAACUGUGCCGCUACGUUGCGAUGUGUGUAUGUGAACAGUUCAGUUGACGUGUGUUUACCUGAUGGAAAUAAACUAAAAUCCACCUUUGUGUAAUAAAUUGGGUCCAUUUCCUGAGGUAAAAGUGUAAGUCUUAUUUGUAUGUCUCACGCCACCAAUAAUAUUAAAAAUUGGUUUCAAAUGUCUGCAUAAAGACGACAUUCUGAUGCAGUGACUUGUAUAAGGGUGUUUCUAACAACUAAUUGACCAAGUUAAUUGCCAUUAAAAUUUUAUUUUUUGGUUAAUUUUUUUUAUCUUUGUUUUCAGAACUGCAUUUUCCUAGUUAUUUUUCAUGAUGACAAACCCGUCUGAGUUAGGCGAGAAAUUGAACGAAGCUUGCAGCGUUGGAGUUCUUGAAGAAGUUGUAAAUCUAGUAAAUCUUGGUGCCAAUAUCAAUCACCAGAAUAAGGUUAAUGGUAUGACACCACUUCAUUGGGCAUACACGAGAAAACAUCAGUCUAUUAUUGACUAUUUGUUAUUCAAAGGUGCUGAUCCGGAUGUUAAAAGAAAUGACGGAAAAAAGCCUCAUGAAAUGCAUGAAACAUUACAGAGUACAUUCGUUCCAAAUUAUUUAAAAUACCCCUCAUUCCCCUACAUCAAGACCAGUGAAAGUUAUCAACCUGUGAAAGCUGAUUUUCCCACUGAAACUAUUAUAAAAGUUAGAUUAGCACAGUCGGAGGAAGAAGAUUUCUAUGAAUUUGAAGCUCCUACCAAAACAUGCGAUUAUCCUUAUUUUCUUCAAAUAAUUUCUAAGGAAUUAAAUAUCAGGCCUGAAGAAAUUAAAAAAGUUCGUAAAUUGCCUAACACAAUUGUUCGUUGUGAAGCAGAUUUGCGAAGAUUAUCCGAUGGAACUGAACUUGAGGUUGUUACAGGCUAAUCAAGUAAAAUGAUAAGAUGUACUUGUUCGAAAAUAUAACUUGAAAUCAUGAUUAUUUGAUAUAUAUAUAUAUAUAUAUAUAUAUAUAUUUCCCUUUCAAAAUACAUCUUAUUGUGAUUGUAAAUUUGAAGGCGUAUUGUUGAUUUUGUAAUAUUACUCUUAAUAACUUGCUUAUCUUGACUCCUGCUGCAUUUAUUUCUGUUACAUUGAGACUUAAUAAAAUAUUGCAAAUUCGUGUUAAGAAUAAUGUAUUUUGUUCAAUUUAACUGAUGUAGAGUAAUAAAGCAGGUUAUGUGUUUCUUAAUAUGCAUACGUAGACUUUUGAAAAGAUUGAUUUUAACCCUAUCCCUGCAAGUACGAUGUGUGCUUCGCACCGCCCGAAUUCUGGCAGGAACCUAUGUCCGACUUACUAUCUAAGCAAGACCGUUUCAAUCAGUCGAAAGAUUGGUGUGUGUGUGUCUAUGUGGUUAUGUGAGUGUUUUAAGUAAAGUGAAGUGCUGUAGGUAACACUAGAGCAUAAAUCAUCGAAGAUUGAAUGACCUGGUUCCGAAAACUGUUCUCAAAUGGAUUAUUCUGUUGUCCCGCACUAAUCUUGCAUUGACCAUAAUGUCCAAUUACACGUUUCUGUAGAACUCACAACCUCAAACGUAACUAGAUCUAUGGGAGCAUUGUAAAUAAUAGAUGAAAAUGUAAGGGGUAUUUUAUCCCUCACA
Messenger RNA from Trichobilharzia regenti, 1637 nucleotides. NCBI's taxonomy places the organism in Eukaryota, Metazoa, Platyhelminthes, Trematoda, Strigeidida, Schistosomatidae. The record is from the annotation of a GenBank genome assembly.